AUGCUAUAAGAACAACCUAAAGAAAUGGCAUAAGUAGUUUCAAUUGCUGAAAAUGCAUAAUUCUUCAGAUUGAUAUAAAACUCUAGAACAAAGGUUUUCUAAGGCACUGUAAAGUUGGCCUAAUUUUAAGAUUCAAAAACUCAUUUCAUUACUAUAGAGAGAUUCUGUCAGAAUAUUGUUCCUGGUACUCCUUUUGUAUACUUAUCAUCUGAAUCUGGAUUGACACUUAUUUUCCCUCAUAUAGACUAAGGUAAUAGAUUAAAACCACAAUAUGUUUUAGGUUUAAAUGGAAUCUUUAUUCCACAAAGUGACUUAUUAAAUGUAUUCCACACAGCCUUAAAUACUGUAGUUUCAAUGGUCCCAUUUGAUUAAGCUAUGUAAAUACAAUAAUUUAAAGACACAAUCGAAUUACAUUGUAAAGAUAUUGCUACUAAUCCUUUAAAUAAUCCUAAUGAUGCUGCAUCAUAUAUUGUGAAGGGUGGAGAGUAAAAAUUUAGUUAUUAUAUUCCUCUAGUUAUCUAAAGAAAGGAUUUAUGUUUUUGGGAACAAUGAUGGCAACAGGAAUAAAUAAAGGAACUUAAUAUUUGAAUGAUAAAAUUUAGCCAGGUUAAGAAGUUUAAGUUGAUCCAAAUACAAAAACUAAAUUUUAAUCAGCAAAAGAGAAAGUUAAUGUAGCCUUUGAUGUUACAGGACAAUAUCUAGGAUAAUUAUUUAAACCAGUUGCAGAGAAGACUAAAGAAUUAACAAAUGAAUUAGGACAUAAAAUAGAUAAUUCAGAUAGCAACAGUAAAUAUAAAUUUAAAUUUAAUUCUUAGUUUUAAAGUAAAGUAAACAAUUAACAGCAGCUACUUGGGAUGCAGCAGGAACAGCUCUAUCAGGAUUAGGCACAGCCUUAUGUUAAGUAGGAAGUUCUAUUGGUAAUGGAACAAAAUAAAUAGUUUAAAAGAAAUAUGGAACUGAAGUUGUUAAUACUUAUUUAGGUGGUGAUUAACAAUAACAAUAACUACAAUAAUAAUAAUAAUAGUAGUAGGAUUUAUAUUAACCUUUGAUUGAAGAAUAACCAGCACCUUCUUCAUGA
Messenger RNA from Paramecium pentaurelia, 1078 nucleotides. NCBI's taxonomy places the organism in Eukaryota, Ciliophora, Oligohymenophorea, Peniculida, Parameciidae. The record is from the annotation of a GenBank genome assembly.